Molecule: messenger RNA, 1589 nt
Organism: Lolium rigidum
Lineage: Eukaryota; Viridiplantae; Streptophyta; Magnoliopsida; Poales; Poaceae
Product: clp protease adapter protein ClpF, chloroplastic-like
Exons: 11
Coding region: 148-1167 (339 amino acids)
Molecular function (GO): DNA binding
Source: RefSeq, a predicted model, not a curated record
UGUCUAUCCACAGCCACGACCGUAGCAGCAGCCUCCAGCGCAGCUCGUUCCGUACCCACGCGCUCAGCCGCCGUCUUGCUGGGCCGGCCGGACCGCAACGUGCUUCCUCCCCCGCAAGGCCGCCGCCUCCGGCCUAUCACAGGUACAAUGCAAGGCAUCUCUGUGUGCGAUUCGGUUGCCUCGCUCCAUGGAACAAACUGCAGAGUAGCCUGUGUUGCUAGGAGUGAUCUGAGGUUAUUUAACAAAAUAAAGUCAGUAAGUCAUGGAGGAUACGCAUGGCGUUGGUGCACAGAAAAAUUGCACAUGAGGACCAACAGUAGAAAGAUGAAUACCACAGUAAGGACAAAUGCUAGAUGGCUGUUUGGAGGAGAUGGCGGUAACAGUAACAGUAACAAGAAUGCUAAGGCAAGGCUGGAGCGCAGUGAGUCUGCAAAUGAAGACAUCUUGAUCUUCUACUUCCAGCUGGAUCUACAAACCCGGAUACAGUAUGCAUUGAAUAUAGAGCAAUUUGAUGCGGCAAAGCAGUUGAGGGAGAAGCUUGCUGAGAUUGAAACAGAGAUAACCAGGCAGCGUGAAGCUAAAAGAGGUUCAUCAAAGAAUGAAGCUCAGGAUAAAUCUCUAGAUCUUUUACGUGCACGUGCAGACUUGCAGAAAGCUAUUGAAAGCGAAAACUAUGCUUUGGCAGCUGAGCUGCGUGAUGCAGUCACUAAACUUGAGGGUGAUUCUCUGGCACUAUCUGCUAAAGCCCUUGCAUACCAAGGUGUGAAAUAUGAGUUUCGACUUGGGCAGAAAGUACGCCACAAGGUACAUGGAUAUAGAGCUGUGAUAUGUGGCAUGGAUCCCGUGUGCUGUGAAUCCAAGUCAUGGAUGGAGACAGCAAAUGUGGAGAAGUUGUCCAAAGGACCAAAUCAACCUUUUUACCAAGUGCUAGUUGAUGUAUACGCUGAUCCAGAACUCCUUGUGGCAUAUGUUGCGGAAGAAAAUCUGUCAGAAGCUGAAGAAUCAGAGAAAGGAAGAUUUGAACACCCCUACACCGAAUUCCUAUUUUUUGGUGAGGACACAGCUAGGGACUUUAUUCCUGUUAAGCAACUCCGUGAGAAGUACGACCAGCCACGGUAUGAAGCUUCUGGAGAUGAAAAUGACGAUGAUGGCAGUACAAAUAGCUGAACGGUAACAAGAGUUUUGUAGACCAUUCCUGAUGCACCACCACCACCAAGGAGUUAGAACGAUGGAUGACAUAGGUACGAUCUGGUAGCUACAUAGCAGUGGGCAAAUGUUAGUGAUGACCGAGCUAUCACAGAAUCGCAAGAGUGCACAGAAACAUGCAAGGAGAGAAGCUACAUGUAGCAUCCGACCUUGCAGAUGGGGGUGAUAUGCACUGUGCAGUCCAGGAAUGAUUGCAAAGAUUAAACAUGCAAGCUGCAACUUCCUACGCUUGAGUGUGAAUGAUUCUUAUGUCUGGGAAUGUAAAGAAGAUCCUUGUAUUUAUGGUGCAUAUCUGCCUGUGAACCCUCUGAUAUGUACAUAGCUACAUACAUCAUACUUGCAAUUUUGCUGAAGUAUAUAGAAUAAGAAAGGCUUAAGGUACA